Molecule: messenger RNA, 1698 nt
Organism: Durusdinium trenchii
Lineage: Eukaryota; Dinophyceae; Suessiales; Symbiodiniaceae
Source: the annotation of a GenBank genome assembly
AUGAAUGCUUUGCUGCGAAGUGGAUGGCUAACACUGACCCUGGCCAGUUUGCUGGAGAGGAAGGAGGAAUGCGAAUCUCGAGGUGGAAGUUUGGUUUGGGUUGCCCUGCAGAUGGCCCACAGCGAUGGGCAAGAGGACUUGUUUGAAGCCUUGCUGGUGGAGCCCUUUACGCCUGAUGAUACGGAGGAAAGAAAUCACAUUUGCAUCCCGCGGAACUGCGCGGGGAAGGACGAGAUCUCCUCGGAGCAUUGCAUGAACGUGAAAGGUUCUGUGCUUGGCAGCUUGUUGGAGGCACAUCAGAAGGUGAAUGGCGGAUUGGGUAUGGACCAUUUGUUCCAGACGACCCUCCAGCAGCAACAUUGGAUGCUGAAAGGAGUUGAAGAUCACCAGCCUCCAUUGCCACUCUCCCACCUUUGGAGUGCGCAGCACGCGGCGCCUGCAGCGCCGCCUACGGUGAUGGCGUGGCGCUUGGUGGUGCUGAGCAGCCACGCGCCCCUGGCGGCGCUGGUGGCGGAGCAUGUGGAAGAGAUGGUGCCAAUGGAGGUGGUCUACUAUGGUUCCUGCUACCUGUGCGAUCACACUGCGACCUGCCGCACGCGCCACGUGCCCAGCCGCGCUGACGGCGCUUGCACUCUGUGGCACCACCCGGACGAGGCGACGCCCAAGGCGUGGCUCACGGCGGUGGAGGAUGUGGCACGGCGGGAACGCGACAUGGCGCAGCUGGUGAUGUGCUUCGGCCUGGCCUUGUGCCCUGGACUCAGGUUCGAUGUGUUGGGCAUUCCCAGGAUCCAGAUUCUGUGCAUGAACCCGCUGCAGGGAACACCCUCACCACUGGCCCCCUUGAUGCUGCUGGAUCUACGACGACGAGUCUUCGAAGAUCGGGACAACGACCAGAUCUUCGUGACCAACGGCGUCACUCGCGCUCUCCUGGGCUACCACGCCGGCGCCGACGUGGCGGCGCGCGUGGCGGUGACGACGUUCUUUCGGAAGCGACUCAUGGACUGGAGCCGUGCCGUCCCCUUCGGCGGCGCCUCCAGGACGGUCUUGCUCUCCUCCAGCUUCAUCCUCCAGGUCUCUUCGGUGUACUUGGCCUUCCGCUUGGCGUUGCAGGAACUCCUCAAUGCGUUGGGGUUUGAGAUGGCCGAACACCGACAGGACGUGUUCUGGACGCUUCAGAGCUCUGGUGAUGUGGCCGGCUUUCUGCAGCAUGCCCUCACCGUCUACAUCCCAGAGCAUCCCUACAAGAACUACUUCAACGAUCUCUACGCCAUGCGCUUGCCCAUCUACCUUCCCAGCAUCGACUUCAUCGCCCGCUUCUGGCCCGAGGUGAGAUCGCUGGACACGGCCCAGUGCUACGACGGCUGGUUCGAUCGGCGCUUGCCCCGCACGCGCCUCACCGAGCCGAGCGCCGAGAGCGAGAGCCCUCUGCCGGAGCCCUUUGACCUGAGCGAUGGGGGCUACGAGAAAGUGAGGACCUGGUUGGCUCCUGCGGAUUACUUCGCCUUCCCCGGCAUCACGAUCUUCCAAAGCCUCGCCCAGCUCCACGCCUCGCUCGCCGACCUUGACGACGCGCACAGCUCGCACCUGGACGCCGUGCGGGAGCAGAUGGCCAGCUUCGCAGUGCAGCGGCGAGAGGAGGCCGCGCAGCUGCUGUCCAGGGUGCUGCGGCCUGUCGUGUCAGAUGCUUCAGGUGGGUGA